This is a messenger RNA of Conger conger (European conger), 1969 nucleotides long. Its product is annotated as potassium voltage-gated channel subfamily A member 5. NCBI's taxonomy places the organism in Eukaryota, Metazoa, Chordata, Actinopteri, Anguilliformes, Congridae. Bases 1 to 1674 code for a protein of 557 amino acids. Gene Ontology annotation, biological process: protein homooligomerization; potassium ion transmembrane transport. The record is from RefSeq and is a predicted model, not a curated record. Gene Ontology annotation, cellular component: voltage-gated potassium channel complex; membrane. Gene Ontology annotation, molecular function: delayed rectifier potassium channel activity; protein binding. The transcript has a single exon.
AUGGAGAUCGCUCUGGUGAGCUUUGAGAACGGCGCUGCCAAACGGACCGAAGCCUGCUCCAACGCGCUGAACCUCCCGCAGGCGCCCCUCGUGCAGACCGGGCGCGGAGAGAGCUACGGGAAUGAGCUGAACGCGCCGGGCAGCCUGCAGCCGGGCGGGUGGAGGAUCAACGACAUGAACAACACCUUCAGCAGCAGCGAGAACGCCAUGGACGCGCUCCUGCGCGCGGACCACAGUCCGCAUCUCUUUGACGAAGACAUGCUGGACAUGGACUUAGACAACGACAGCAGCGAGAGAGUGCUGAUCAACAUCGCCGGGCUCAGGUUCGAGACGCAGCUGGGAACCCUGAAUCAGUUCCCGGACACUUUGCUGGGAGACCCCGAUAAAAGGAUCAAGUACUUUGAUCCACUUCGCAACGAGUACUUUUUUGACCGCAACCGGCCGAGUUUUGACGGAAUACUUUAUUUUUAUCAGUCGGGCGGGAAGAUCCGGAGACCUGUCAACGUGUCCAUUGACGUGUUCGCGGAUGAAAUUCGGUUUUACCAGCUCGGUGAGGAGGCGAUGGAGCGGUUCAGGGAAGACGAGGGUUUCAUUAAGGACGAAGAGAAACCGUUGCCUCAGAACGAAUUCCAGAAGCAGGUAUGGCUCAUUUUCGAGUACCCGGAAAGCUCCAGCCCUGCCCGGGGCAUUGCCAUCGUCUCCGUGCUCGUCAUCACCAUCUCCAUCAUCACCUUCUGCAUGGAGACGCUCCCGGAGUUCAGAGACGAGCGUGAGCUCCCGGCCGCCAGCCGACUGGACAACUCCACCCAAACGCGGCCGUCCCACACCUUCACCGACCCCUUCUUCAUCAUCGAGACCACCUGCGUGAUCUGGUUCACCUUCGAGCUCAUCGUCAGAUUCUUCGCCUGUCCGAGCAAGUCCGAGUUCUCCAAGACCCUGAUGAACAUCAUCGACAUCAUGGCGAUCAUGCCCUACUUCAUCACUCUGGGCACGGAGCUGGCAGAGCAGCAGGGCCAGGGCAACAACAGCGGGCAGCAGGCCAUGUCGCUGGCCAUCCUGCGGGUCAUUCGCCUGGUCCGCGUGUUCCGCAUCUUCAAGCUAUCCCGCCACUCCAAGGGGCUGCAGAUCCUGGGGCAGACUCUGAAGGCCAGCAUGAGGGAGCUGGGGCUGCUGAUCUUCUUCCUGUUCAUCGGGGUCAUCCUCUUCUCCAGCGCCGUGUUCUUUGCGGAGGCGGACGAGCCCGAGUCCCAUUUCUCCAGCAUCCCCGACGCCUUCUGGUGGGCCGUGGUUACCAUGACGACCGUGGGCUACGGCGACAUGAGGCCCGUGACAGUGGGGGGUAAAAUCGUCGGUUCAUUGUGCGCCAUCGCUGGGGUUUUGACCAUCGCGCUGCCCGUACCAGUAAUCGUGUCCAACUUCAACUACUUUUACCACAGAGAGACGGACCAGGACCAGUCCUCUUUAAAAGAGGAGCCCGCCAAUGAGCACGAGAGCGCCGCGGAGGAACUAAAGCGAAGCCACAGCAAAUCUUCCCUGAAGUCCGCGGCGGACGUGGAGAAGAACGACCCGGCAAACAGCCCGGUGGAAAAGGCUAACAUUAAAGCCAACAGCAACAUGGAUAUCAAACGGUCCCUGUAUGCGCUCUGCUUAGACGCGAGGGAAACAGACUUAUAGGCCAGUUACGGGGUCAGGCUAAUAUAAGAUAUUUUAUUGUAGGCUAUACAUUUGGUGUAGAAAUACUCAGAGGAAACUAACUUUCUUUCAUUCUUUCUCAGCAAAUGACAACUUUUCUGUUGCAACAACGGCCAUUUUAGACACAUGAUACACAUCGAAACCAAAACAGGCCCACCGAGGGAGCAGCAGAAACGCAUACAGUAUUUACUCACUUCACUUCACAAUCAUUAUAAAUAAUAAUUAACCAGAAACACAUUAGUGCAACGCGAACAGAAAGGCGAUCGUGAUAGAUUGC